CUUCUGCACUGGGGGCAGUCAGCACCUGGAACAGCAGACAGCUGGCUGUGCUGUCCUCCUCUGUGCUCAACUCCACCCAGGUGGGUCCUAGUCAGCUGGACUCCAGCACCCUGGUGGCUAUGGGGCACAUACUGUGUGGGAUCAAGGACUCAGACAUGCGCUCCCUGAAUGCAGUGGAGUUCAGUAAGGCAGUUCUGUGGCUGGGCCGUCUGAGGCUGGCCUGUUCAGAAGAGCAGCAGCAGGCUUUAACGGGACUGCUGAGCCAUAACCUGGCUUUCGGACCCAUGAGCUCCUGGGGCCCUGAGGUCUUCAUUGAGGUUGGAGCACUGGCAGCUGGCCUCCCAGAUAUGGCCAUGUCGUCUUUGGUGAAGGAGCAGGUUGAAGGACUUACACCUCUGGCUGUGUCCCUCAUCCGGGCAGACAAGUUUGCUGUCGUGUUUGACCCAGCCCAGAUCAGCAUGUUCUCCUUGAACAGGCCAAAGCGGUGA
Coregonus clupeaformis (lake whitefish) is the source of this 488-nucleotide messenger RNA. RefSeq names its product stereocilin-like. Gene Ontology annotation, cellular component: kinocilium; cell surface; stereocilium tip. Bases 120 to 488 code for a protein of 122 amino acids. The record is from RefSeq and is a predicted model, not a curated record. Lineage: Eukaryota; Metazoa; Chordata; Actinopteri; Salmoniformes; Salmonidae. Gene Ontology annotation, biological process: cell-matrix adhesion. The transcript is spliced from 5 exons.